This is a messenger RNA of Staurois parvus, 337 nucleotides long. NCBI's taxonomy places the organism in Eukaryota, Metazoa, Chordata, Amphibia, Anura, Ranidae. The record is from the annotation of a GenBank genome assembly.
AUGCGUCCCCUGCAGCGUCCCCGGCCAUCUCCUCCGGCCGAUGCCGGCAUCCGGCUUCCGUGUUCCGGUCCCUGUGACGUCAGGACGUACGGGCGCCGGAACCGGUGGCAAAUUUGAACAUUUUAAAAAUUACAUUUUUUUAAACGAUUAUUACAUACAUUUCACAUACAUUUUGUCCCUACUGCUUUGUCCUGUGCCCUGCCUGCAUUUUGACUGUUCUUUCUGCCUGGAAACUUAGGAAAGUCCAUGGCAUCCAAAAAGCGUCCCUUUAGGUCAAAAUCGGUUUUAGACCGGCUAGAGAACAGCAAUAGUAAAUCAGAACCACUUGCAGAAUUGA